AUUAGAUCAAUCUGAUAUCAAUGACGUUCAUUACGUCUUAUACACUUAUGACGUCACCGGAAGUGCAUAUUGAUGACGUUAGCGUCAAGGACACGCCGAUCAGUCGCAAACGAAGUAUUGAGCAAGAAGGACGCUAAAAAAACACAAUGGAAUAUUUAUUUGAAAUUAAAAAUCUAUCUGAAGAGCCGACAAUCAGGCUUCAGCAACUUCGAGAUAUGCAGGCGAAAUAUGCGCAGGAAGCGAGGGAGAAAAUUUAUCACGAAAUCAAAAUACAGAAAAAUCGAGGCAUCACUUUUAAUGAAUAUGUUGCUGGAUUUGGCUUCCAUAAUUACUACACUUUGUGCAGAUCGGAAUUGGAGCGUUAUUUAAUAACCGGUAAAGAAUAUACAGCGCCGACGAAAUUCGACCACCUUUUGCCCUAUUCUGGGUUGAAAAUCGACGAUAUUUUAGUCGACACAAUAACACAUGCCAGGCAUAGCAUAUGUCACGUGCAAUCACAACCGCCGUCGCCGGUAAAGCAUAGUUCAGAAGAGCCAACACUAAGCUUCGAAGCCCUGAUGCUAGGGUAUUACCCGCAUGUGACCAUUCAAGAAGCUCUGAGAGCUCCAUUUGAACCGGUUUCGGAAAAGGUCAAAUACACUCAGACAAAAGAAGAAACGCGAGUGUCGGACAACGGAUCUACUCACGCCGGCUAUCGUACCGACGACGACAGAGAAAUGUUCAUUACUGCUCUGAAAACAAAGUUCUCGACGUUGAUACAAUCGUCUGCAGCGGGCGAUCAGAAAGGAAACAUCCGCAGGAAAGUAACUGAUAUGGUUUCUGAUGUGAAAGAGUCCGCCAUCUUUGACCCGAUACUGGCCACGGGAGACAACUCUAUGACCGCGGCGAAGGCCAACAAGAAGCAAAGUGUGGCGGCCAGGAUUGGAAAAUGGCUGAGACGUUUGUUUUCUUGCACCAAGAAGCCUGAGCUUACUUGCUGACUGUGUCCCUUUUUUAUAUAAAUAUAUCAAUGUUGUAUGAUUAAAACUUUAAAAAAGAUUUUCGGGUAAAAUAAACUACCCGUUUGAACCCAA
Molecule: messenger RNA, 1073 nt
Organism: Dreissena polymorpha
Lineage: Eukaryota; Metazoa; Mollusca; Bivalvia; Myida; Dreissenidae
Exons: 3
Coding region: 147-980 (277 amino acids)
Source: RefSeq, a predicted model, not a curated record